Molecule: messenger RNA, 3102 nt
Organism: Phialemonium atrogriseum
Lineage: Eukaryota; Fungi; Ascomycota; Sordariomycetes; Cephalothecales; Cephalothecaceae
Product: Pro-apoptotic serine protease NMA111
Exons: 3
Coding region: 1-3102 (1033 amino acids)
Biological process (GO): proteolysis
Molecular function (GO): protein binding; serine-type endopeptidase activity
Source: RefSeq, a predicted model, not a curated record
AUGAAUGGCGCAACUCCAACCAGCCGCUCGAAGCGGAAAGACCCGCCUCAGACUCUGGAGGGCCGGCAUACAAAGCACCACCGAGCCCUGGGCGCACUGAGCGGGAAGGACUCGGCUGGAGACAACACCCCGGACGUCGAGGAUGAGUUUGAACAGAUCGACGACUACGAAAUGGAAGACAGCCGUGCUCCAGCACUCCUUCCGGUCGGGGCUGAUACGGCCGAGUGGCAGGCGACAAUCGAGAACGUGGUGCGGAACGUGGUCUCUAUUAGAUUCUGUCUUACCGCGUCGUUUGACACCGAGCCGGCCUUGACGAGCGAGGCUACUGGUUUUGUCGUCGAUGCAGAGCGAGGCUACAUCUUGACGAACCGCCACGUCGUGGGCUCGGGUCCCUUCUGGGGCUACUGCAUCUUCGACAACCACGAGGAGGUCGACACGUACCCUGUCUACCGCGACCCUGUGCACGACUUCGGCAUCCUCAAGUUCGACCCCAAGGCCAUCAAAUACAUGCCCGUCGCCGCCCUGCAGCUGCGCCCGGACCUUGCCCGCGUCGGCGUCGAGAUUCGUGUGGUUGGCAACGACGCAGGCGAAAAGCUGAGCAUCCUCCCGGGCGUCAUCAGCCGGCUCGACAGGAAUGCCCCCGAGUAUGGCGAGGGCUAUAGCGACUUCAACACGUGCUACUACCAGGCCAGUGCCGCGGCCAGCGGCGGAAGUUCCGGCAGUCCUGUCGUGAACAUUGACGGGUUCGCCGUCGCGCUCCAGGCCGGCGGACGAGCGGACGGCGCCUCGACCGACUACUUCCUGCCGCUGGACCGCCCCUACCGAGCUCUGAAAUGCCUACAGGAAGGCAAGCCGAUUACGAGAGGCGAUAUCCAGUGCCAGUUCCUCCUCAAGCCCUUUGACGAGUGUCGAAGACUAGGACUCAGUCCGGAUUGGGAGGCGCAGAUGCGCAAGGCGUUCCCAAAGGAAACAAACCUUCUGGUUGCCGAAAUAGUGCUCCCCGAUGGGCCAUCCCACAAGAAAGUCGAGGAAGGAGAUGUCCUGAUCAAGGUCAACGGAGAUCUCAUCACGCAGUUUAUCCGCCUAGACGAGAUCCUCGACUCCAAUGUGGGAAACUCAGUCCACCUGCUACUUCUGCGUGGAGGUGAGGAGGUCGAGGUCGACAUCGAAGUAGGGAACCUGCACAAGAUCACCCCAGACCGCUUCGUCUCUGUUGCCGGGGCAAGCUUCCAUGAUCUGUCCUACCAACAAGCGCGGCUGUACGGUGUGGCAUGCAAGGGCGUGUUUGUGUGCGAGGCGACCGGUUCAUUCCGGUUCGACGGUAGCGACAGUGGCUGGAUCAUCCAGAGCAUCGAUCAGAAGAAGACACCUGAUCUCGACACCUUUGUCGAGGUGAUGAAGGGCAUCCCAGACAAGGCGCGCGUUGUGGUGACAUAUAAGCACCUCCGCGACCUUCACACACUGAAUACGACCAUAAUAUACAUUGACAGGCAUUGGGCCAAGAAGAUGAAGCUUGCCGUCCGCAACGACGACACGGGCCUGUGGGACUUUAGCGACCUUGCGGACCCGUUACCCCAAGUCCCCCCUGUCACGCGGGCUGCUUCCUUCAUCCAGCUCGAGCACACGUCGCACCCGGCUGUGGCAGACCUUGUGCGGAGUUUCGUCCACGUCAACUGCACGAUGCCGGUCAAGCUCGAUGGCUUCCCGAAGAACCGUAAGUGGGGAAUGGGCCUAGUCAUCGAUGCAGAGAAGGGACUUGUGGUGAUAUCGCGAGCGAUCGUGCCGUACGACCUCUGCGACAUCUCCAUCACCAUUGCAGAAUCUAUCGUCGUCGAGGGCAAGGUCGUCUUCCUCCACCCGUUGCAAAAUUACGCCAUCAUCCAAUACGACCCCAAGCUCGUCGAUGCGCCGGUGCUGAGCGCAAGGUUGAGCUCUGAGGAGAUCACGCAGGGAGCCUCGACGUAUUUUAUCGGCUAUAACCGGAUUGGGCGCAUUGUCCACACGGCUACAACGGUGACUGAGAUCUUUGCCGUGUCCAUACCGGCCAACUCGGGAGCCCCGCGGUAUCGCGCCAUGAAUGUCGACGCCAUCACCGUUGAUACCAACCUCAGCGGGCAGUGCGGCAGCGGCGUACUGGUCGCGACAGACGGUACCGUGCAGGCUCUCUGGUUGACCUAUCUUGGGGAGCGGUCCCCGUCGACCCACCGAGACGAGGAAUACCACCUGGGCCUGGCGACGCCGACCCUCUUGCCUGUUGUCUCUCAGAUCCAGAAGGGAAUAGUGCCGGACCUCAGGAUGCUCUCGGUAGAAUUCCGCUCCAUCCAGAUGUCCCAGGCCAGACUUAUGGGAGUCUCCGAGGAAUGGAUCCACAAGGUGUCGCUGGCGAACACCUCUCACCACCAGCUAUUUAUGGUGACGAAGCGGACAUUUGAGCGCGAGGAGCAAAACGAGGCACUACUGGAGGGCGACAUCCUGCUGACCUUGAACGGCAAGAUGAUCACAAAGAUCUCGGAGCUGGAUGUCAUGUACUCGAACGAGCUGCUCGAUGCCACCAUCGUCCGCGACUGCAAGGAUAUCAACCUGAAGCUGGGCACGGUGGCGGCGGAGGGCGUCGAGACGCACCGCGGGGUGUCGUUCUGCGGCGCCGUGCUGCACCGGCCGCACCACGCCGUGCGGCAGCAGAUCAGCAAGCUGUUCAGCGACGUGUACGUGUCGGCCAGGACCCGCGGCUCGCCGGCGUACCAGUACGGUCUCGCGCCGACCAACUUCAUCACCCAUGUUAAUGGCAAGCCCACGCCCGACAUUGAGUCGUUCCUUGCGGCGGCGAUCGAGAUUCCCGAUAACACCUACUUCCGCAUGAAAGCCGUGACCUUUGACAGCGUGCCGUGGGUGGUGACGAUGAAGAAGAACGAGCACUACUUCCCGACGAUGGAGUGGAUCAAGGACGCGUCGGACCCGUGCGGCUGGCGGCGCAUCACGUAUGACGGCGGGAAGAAGAUCGAGGGCGAGGGCCGCGACGGCAUCCUCCCCAACUCGGACGACCAGGCCGAGGCGGACGACGAUGUCGGGCUGUCGGCCGUCGAUGGCGGAGAGGAGGACUGA